AUGUCUAUUGGCAGUGCCCAAUUGACUGCACUCGUCGAGCUCAUCAGCUCUUCAGUCAGGGAAGUCAUUGCAGCUUAUAGUGAUGCCAGACAAGACUCUCCUUUGCUGAACUUGCUGGAUGAAGGCCCUCUUGAGAUUCCCGCAACCACUCCCCCUAACGUUACAAAAGCUAGGCAAAUCAUUGAAGCAGCUUGUGCACAGCUAUGUGCAACCAUCGCCCAAUCGGGCGAUUGCAUAGUGAAUUACACUAAAUCUGCUUGUUUGCAGGUCACUGUAGACAUGAAGAUAUUUGACCUGCUCCUAAACAAACCUAAGAGCCUUGCCGUGGAAGAAAUGGCAAAACUAUCUGGGAUCAAUGCAGGAAAGCUUGGGCAAGUGCUCAGAUUCCUUGUGACGAAACACGUGUACCGUGAAGUGCAACCAAAUGUGUAUACCAACAAUACACUCAGUAUGAAGCUUCUGUCCAGUGAUCCUGUCUGUUUCUCUAUUUUUGUCCACUAUCAACCUUCAUACUCAACCUACAUGUGGGAGGCACUAGUUGAUGAGAAAUAUAGCUCUUCUUACGACCCUAGCCAAACUGCAUUCUGCAAGGUCAAUGGGGCGCCAUUCUUUGAGUACUACAAGAAAUGCCGGUUCUCCAGUGCUAUGAUUGGGUGGAGAGACAUCACUGACAGAGGACUCUUACCCAAGAUGUAUGACUGGCAGAGCCUUGUGCACAAUGCAGUUGUUUGUGAUGUCAGUGGCAGUAACGGGCAUGUAGCCCUAGACCUAUUGAAGGAGUAUCUGAAGCUCAAGAUUGUUGUCCAGGAUCUGGAGGACCUCCAGACACGUUGGUCUGAGUUGAAAGAGCUUCCUGACAUGAUUCAGCAGGCACGUACAGCUUUCAUACCCAUCGACUUCUUCAAGGAUGCUCCAGUCAAGGAUUGCAAUAUUUACUAUAUUCAUAACAUCUUGCAUGACUGGCUGGAUGAGUCAUGUGUCAAGAUUCUUCAGAAUGUCAAAUUGUCUAUGAAGCCUACAAGUCGCAUACUCAUUUUAUGUUUUGUGGCAAACCACCAGGAAGCUUUGGCUCGGGAUGGUGAUGACUUGGCUCCUGAGCCACUCCUGCCAAAUUAUGGCAAUGGCAGAAUUCAACAAUAUAAUCUAGAUGUCAACCUCAUGAUCUGUUUUAAGAGCAAGGAGCGAACGCUAAAAGAGUUCAUUGAUAUUGGGUGGGUCUUGACUCGCUACAGCUCUUGUUUAUCCAAUGUCAUUGAAAUUUGUAUACUCCUCUAG
This is a messenger RNA of Phanerochaete carnosa HHB-10118-sp, 1275 nucleotides long. RefSeq lists its product as uncharacterized. The transcript has 9 exons. NCBI's taxonomy places the organism in Eukaryota, Fungi, Basidiomycota, Agaricomycetes, Polyporales, Phanerochaetaceae. Gene Ontology annotation, molecular function: O-methyltransferase activity. The record is from RefSeq and is a predicted model, not a curated record. The coding region runs from base 1 to 1275 and encodes 424 amino acids.